AUGGUUACAAAUGAACAACGAGAACAUAGUGGGUAUUGGUUUAAUGGUGCAAUCGGUUUAGCCUUAAUACCUCCACAAUUGAUUCAAAAUACUUGGGUAGAUUUAAUGGAUAAUUUCACGCCUGAUACUGCUGGUGGUACUGCAUUUAAUGAUUAUAUCGUGUCAACUUAUAUUGAUUAUAGUUCUGCUCGUUUUAUAUGUGAUCUAUGGAAUGUUCAUUCCGAAAUUGUUGAACGUUUUCCACGUACCAAUAAUCAUGUUGAGGCAUUCAAUAAAAGAAUGAAUUCGAUUUUCCCAACUCAUCCUCAUAUUUUCAAUUUCAUACAAUGUUUACGUCAAGAGCACGAAUUUCAACAUCAUCGUGCAGAAGAAUCAUUGUUCAAUGUACGCAAACGUAAAAAAAUAAGUGAAAAUAUUGAUUCAAUGCUUCUAUUUCAUCUUCAACAAUAUACUGAUGGUGAUCUUACUGCUACAGAACUUGCUAUCAAGUGUGGAGAAAGUGUAAAAAAAAAUUGUACUAUUAAUCUGGGAAAAUCUCAUAUUGAUGACUUCGAACAGUUUCUUAAUGAUACAAAAAAACAUCUACCUCGCCUAAUUAAAUUAAUAGUUAAUUAUGAUCGAUUAACAAUUGUAACAGACAAUUUUACAAGAGAUGCAACACGGCUCCAUUGUGCUAGUGUGGAACAAUUAGUUAUUGAAAAACAAACAGAGCAUUCAAAAGAUUUUAUGUUUAUUUUCCUGUUGUAA
Molecule: messenger RNA, 747 nt
Organism: Rotaria sp. Silwood2
Lineage: Eukaryota; Metazoa; Rotifera; Eurotatoria; Philodinida; Philodinidae
Source: the annotation of a GenBank genome assembly